AGAAAAUUAUAAUACUUCUUCAAGGCGCUCCUUCUCUAGCAUUUCAAAGCAAUUCAUUCACAAAUGGGUAAUUGCUUGAAGCAUCCAUCAACGGUGGAAUAUACCGAUGACGACGAAUUCUGGGAUUACACGCCGGAGAAGGAGAUCGAUUACUUUCAGGCGAAGGACGUCGGUGGCGGCGCCGGUAAAACAACGGAGGUGAAGAUAAAGAUAACGAAGAAGCAACUGGAGGCAUUGCUAGGGAAAUUAGACGUGAAAGAUCUGAGGGCGGAUGAAUUUAUGGUCCAAUUGAUCAGUCACAGUCAUCGCUCUCAGACACAUCAACGGCCAUGGAAACCUGCCCUUCAAAGCAUCCCCGAGCUCUAAUCAUCAAUUUUGAUUCAAAAGCUCCAACUUCAUUGUUUUGUCAAUUUUGAACUGGUCGAUUAGAAGCUGUUUGGUGGCUUGUAGGGUGGUUAUUAUAGGUUGUUUUUCUUAUUCUAAAAAAAAAAAAAAGUUUUAGAUCAGUUGUGCUUUGGGUGACAGAUGAAGAUAUGAGCAUGCCUCCAAACUCAAAGAGCACUUAUAAAAAUAUUUACAGAUCAUCCACUAAUAAGAUCUUUAGCAGAGUUUGAUGUCAUACUUAUUAAUUAUAGGUCUUGUAACUGGAUGAACUUUUGUUAGUUUUGCUGUUUGUACAUACGGAGGUGAUAGAGUUUAAUUUUCUUCUAUGAUUAUUCCGCUUUUAUGGUUUUUUUCA
Molecule: messenger RNA, 739 nt
Organism: Prosopis cineraria
Lineage: Eukaryota; Viridiplantae; Streptophyta; Magnoliopsida; Fabales; Fabaceae
Exons: 1
Coding region: 64-366 (100 amino acids)
Source: RefSeq, a predicted model, not a curated record